Molecule: messenger RNA, 669 nt
Organism: Polyodon spathula (Mississippi paddlefish)
Lineage: Eukaryota; Metazoa; Chordata; Actinopteri; Acipenseriformes; Polyodontidae
Product: calcium-binding and coiled-coil domain-containing protein 1-like
Exons: 4
Coding region: 1-669 (222 amino acids)
Source: RefSeq, a predicted model, not a curated record
AUGUGUGCUGCGCCCCCCCAGGUGGAGAAGGAGAAGUUGGUGCGUCUGGAGGGGGAGGUCCGGACUCUGGAGGGGGGGCUGCAGGGUGAGAGGAUGGAGAGGGAGAAGCUGGAGGUGGAGCUGGGGAGGGAGAGAGACUGCAACCGGGUUCAGCUGGGAGAGACGGUCAGAGAGCUGAAGGAGAUCAAAUCCACUCUGCGCAUCUCACAGAAAGAGAAGGAGCAGCUGCUGGCUGAGAAACAGAAGAUGGAGCAGAGACUGGACAGCGAGGGCCAACUCAAGUCUCCCCUGACCGCCUCCGAGACUCCCAGCCGCCCCGACUCCCCCCUCUCGGACUCGGAGGACGAGUCCCCCGAAGACAUGCGCCCCCCCCGCGAGCGCAGCGCCUACAGCCUGUGUGACAACACUGCCGUCGCCACGGAGACCCCCGGCUUCCAGACCCCGCCCCCCUCUCCACGACAACCGGCCAGGAGGGGCGUGGUGGUCAGCCAGCCCGCCCCCAUCGCAUCACACCUCCCUGCGGCUGGCACGGAGACAGGCAGCUCGGAAUCGGUGAGGCAGGCAGACAGACAGACAGACAGGCAGCUCGGAAUGGGUGAGGCAGACAGACAGACAGGCAGCUCGGAAUGGGUGAGGCAGACAGACAGACAGGCAGCUCGGAAUCGGUGA